Heterotrigona itama is the source of this 3645-nucleotide messenger RNA. The record is from the annotation of a GenBank genome assembly. Lineage: Eukaryota; Metazoa; Arthropoda; Insecta; Hymenoptera; Apidae.
GAUUAAUCGGAAAUCUCGAUAAUCGCAGCUGGUCGUGGCCGUACAGAACAGUAGACAGCAACCAGGAAGGAAUCGUGAAAUAAUUGUUUUCCCCUCCCUCUCGGUGUUUAACAUUGACUUGAAAAAUUCGUGUGUGGCGAGCUUGACAAGUCGCACGAUCAGCGGACAUUGCAACGUUUGUGUACUCGCGUCUACGGUGUUCACCUAACCUCGAUCAAACAUUCGUUUCAAGUUACGGACAAAUAUAUCUCGAGCGGGAUAUCGUGCUACAUCCUCCGUCUCUCUCUUUUUUCCUCUCCCUCUCCUUUUCUAAUACUUUUCUAUUUAUUCACUCCGUCUUUUUUUUUCUGUUCUAUUCCAAAGUGUACACACAAUAAGUGCGUAAUAACGCGAUAAAAACGCAUUAACAUUGCAACUCGGGCAUUUCGUGUGACGAGACCGUCGAUAAGAAAGCUUUCGACUGAAUUUAGUGUAGUAGUGUGUGUAAGUGUCUCGACGAUACUUAGAAACAAGCGGGAGAAACGGUCGUGGUGAGAUUUCUUGUUACGACCGACAAAGAAAAGGAGACAAAAUUUCGAAGAUUCACAGUCUAUGAACGCCAAGGGCCAAGAGGACCCUGGGGAAGAUCACGCUUCCAGGGGAGGAACAAAGAGCCCUUGCAGCGACAUGAAGCGUGCAGUUGCCAAAAAGUUGAUCGAGCGAUAUUUUUAUCAAUUAACUGAUGGAUGUGGCAAUCCAGAUUGUGACAAUCAAAACUGUGCAUCAAGUGGCAAAGUAACAAAUCUAACUCCAAAUCAAGCUGCAGCUCAAGCUAUCCAAUUAUUUUCCCAAGAAGCAAGACUUUGCGAUGGAACACAACCUAGUAAAGUAGCUCGAACAACUUUAGAACCAGGCCCAGCAUCUUUAGCUAAGAGUUUACCAGUUAAAAGUGUGAAUCCAACUUGUUCAGAUGAAGGUAUUGCAUCAAAUUCCAACAUAAAUCCUGUUCCUACAACUAUUGACAUUCUAACAUCCUCAGUAAAAAUGGAUAUUUCUGUUGAUACAAAUGAUUUGAUGCCUCCAUCUCAAGCUUUAAAAGAUAACAGUGUUCAAGUUUCUUUCAAUAGCAAAUUGCCAAAUAAUAUUGAAGUUUGUGAGGAAUCAAUUUCAAAGGAAAAGUCACCUAUUCUACAUUCUAUUCUAUCAAUGGAUAGGAAUACUGGUUCAUAUCAAUUUCUCAAAACAGAUUACAAUGAUAAUUCUAUUUCAAAUAAAUUAAUACAAUCAGAUGAAGAAAUUUUUCAGAGAAUAUUACAUAGGUAUAACAUUCAUAUUCCAAAUUAUAACAAUUCAAAUGUUAAACCAAAGAAAAGAACAUAUAAAAUGGAUAAGAAACAUAAACGAAAGCAGGAUCCAUAUCUUACAGAAGCAAAAUUGUUGGAUAUAAUAGAAAGAUGUAAAUCAGAAGGAUCUUAUUCAUUAUUAAUUCGUACAUUGGGAGAGGUAUUUUCAUGUGCAAAGGCACUGAGUCUUAGUUUUCAAAAAACAGUAAAAAAUGACUCUCCCUUGGCCGCUCUUCUUGAUAGAGCUUCAGAUAGUCUACUAAGGCCACCUGGUGAUAUGGACAAAGAAGCAAUUCGAUCUAUUCAAGGAGAAGACAAAGAAGAAGACAGCAGUGAACCAUCACCCAUAGUUCCUAAUAAUGAUGAUACAAGCAUUGACUUACCAGCUGUGCGACGAGCUUUUGCUGCUCUUUGGUCUUUACCAGGAGAAGUGUUUAAAUCUGCUUUGGUCAAUGCACUAGUCACUUUGGCAGAUAAUAUUGAACUAGACUUGAGAGUAUUUCGUAUUAUGCCAUGGGAUAAUAUGGACAGUUUAUUAAAUGUAUUCCUGAUUGUAUUUGAAAUUCCUAUGCUUGGAAACAGUGAAUAUUUAGAACUUGCCCUUCAUAUGCUUUGUAAAGCAUUGAGCUGUUUCCCUAUUGUGGCACAAGCUAAACUAGCACGUGUAUGGGCUAAACAUUGUAAAUCUCGACUUCCAAGUAUUUUACAAGCUCUGCAAGAAUUGAUAACUGUCAAGGUAAUAGGUGGAUCUUUUACACGGGAUUAUUGUGUUCAAGAUGCGGACACUAUUACUGCUCCGACGAAAGUUAUGAAAAUUUUAUAUUAUGCAAGUAUGUUAGCUGGUGAAUUAGAUGAACCUGACUUAAACGUAGAUGAAGAUUGUGAAUCUACAAGUAACGACAAAUCUGGCAGAUCUCUAUCUCAAAUUCCUCAGGAUCCAUUAGCUAAGGAAUUAGGAAUUACUGCAUUAGAUGCACGAAAACCAUUUAUACCUUUUACGGAUUUUUAUAAUGAACCACUUAGUGAUGCGAUAGAAAUGGACAAGGAUUUUGCAUACUAUAAAAGCGAAGAACCUAUGAAAUUUAGUUUUAUGAAUUAUGCUUUUAUCCUCACUCCAGCUACAAAGACGCUGGGCUUGUAUUAUGAUAAUCGUAUUAGAAUGUAUAGUGAACGCCGAAUGAGUUUUUUACAAACUGUCGUUGGACAACCUACUAAUCCCUAUUUAAAACUAAAGGUGAGGAGAGAUCGUUUAAUAGAUGAUGCGUUAGUCGAAUUGGAAAUGAUCGCGGUAGAAAAUCCAUCUGAUCUUAAGAAGCAAUUAGUCGUUGAAUUCGAAGGUGAGCAAGGAGUCGAUGAGGGUGGAGUGUCCAAAGAAUUUUUCCAAUUGAUUGUAGAAGAAAUUUUCAAUCCUGAUUAUGGAAUGUUUACAACUCAGGAAGAUACGCAAAUGACAUGGUUCAAUCCAACAUCAUUUGAAAGUGACGCACAUUUCACGCUAAUAGGUGUUGUUCUUGGCCUAGCGAUAUACAAUAACGUAAUAUUAGAUGUACGUUUCUCUAUGGUAGUUUAUCGAAAAUUGCUUGGUAGAAAAGGAUGUUUCGCCGAUUUAGAAGAUUGGAGUCCUACGUUAUAUCGAACAUUGAAGGAAUUGAUGGAUUAUACUGGAGAUGAUAUGGCAGAAACAUUUAUGCAAACUUUCAGAGUGGCUCACAAAGAUGUUUUCGGUUCGAUAUCUUUCCAUGAUUUGAAACCGAAUGGUGACGAAAUAUUUGUAACACAAGGAAACAAAAAAGAAUUUGUAGAUCUUUAUGCGGACUUUUUACUUAAUAAAUCUGUAGAAAGACAAUUUAAGGCAUUUAGACGUGGAUUUCAAAUGGUCACGGAUGAAAGUCCACUUGCACUACUUUUUAGACCCGAGGAAAUUGAACAACUUGUUUGUGGUAGCAAAGUUUUUGACUUCGCGGAAUUGGAAGCCGCUACGGAAUAUGAAGGUGGUUACACUGUUGAUAGUAAAGCAAUACGUAAUUUCUGGCGUGUUGCGCAUUCAUUACCACCAGAAAGCCAACGAAGACUACUUCAAUUUACUACUGGAAGCGAUAGAGUUCCAGUUGGUGGUUUAUCAAGGUUGAAAAUGGUGAUUGCUAGACAUGGUCCAGAUUCUGACAGGUUACCAAUAGCCCAUACAUGUUACAACAUAUUACUAUUACCGGAUUACAGUACAAUAGAAAAGUUACAAGAUCGGCUGUUGAAGGCGAUCAAUUACUCAAAAGGUUUCGGCAUAUUAUAAAUGUGCAUGAAACAGCUUUGAUACCCCGCCCCCCCC